AUUUAUACCAAUGGUACAGCCCAGUAAAAUCGGGCUGUCCAUUUUAUGGCCGUUUUCGGCUUUUUAUGCAGAGUUCUAUGUUAAGCAGUGUGCUCGGGCAAUGGUUUUUAACCGAAGUCCCGAGGGUAAAUAACCCCAAUAGUCAGUCGGUUUUAGCAUUCUACAGCUACUACCUGAUAGAUACAAUAUGUCUGGACGUGGUAAGGGAGGAAAAGGACUCGGAAAGGGAGGCGCCAAGCGUCACCGAAAGGUUCUGCGUGAUAACAUCCAGGGUAUCACGAAGCCCGCAAUCCGCCGUCUCGCUCGUCGUGGUGGUGUGAAACGCAUCUCUGGCCUCAUCUACGAGGAGACCCGAGGUGUCCUCAAGGUGUUCCUUGAGAACGUCAUCCGCGAUGCCGUGACAUACACUGAGCACGCCAAGAGGAAGACCGUCACUGCCAUGGACGUCGUCUAUGCCCUCAAGAGACAAGGCAGGACUCUGUACGGAUUCGGCGGUUAAUCGAACCUUCUUUACAGAAGCUACAAAACGGCCCUUUUUAGGGCCACACA
Messenger RNA from Dreissena polymorpha, 549 nucleotides. RefSeq names its product histone H4. The record is from RefSeq and is a predicted model, not a curated record. Lineage: Eukaryota; Metazoa; Mollusca; Bivalvia; Myida; Dreissenidae. Gene Ontology annotation, cellular component: nucleosome. Gene Ontology annotation, biological process: nucleosome assembly. The transcript has a single exon. The coding region runs from base 188 to 499 and encodes 103 amino acids. Gene Ontology annotation, molecular function: structural constituent of chromatin; protein heterodimerization activity; DNA binding.